AUGAACGAAGGGACGCUCCGAAACAUAAUGGUGGAAUCUAAAGACCUCAACAGCUCGCAGAGAAGACGGUCGCCGCGUUUAAGUUAUCCUCCUCAAGCUAACAUGAAACCUGACAACAAAAUGGCGCUGACCCUGGUUGGUGUCAAACGCUCCAUAACUGUGAGGAAAAUAGCAUCCAGGAAAACAGUCGUACAGUCGGAGCACAACAAGGAAAACACGCCAAGCCGACCGGUGUCUCGUAGCAGCGAGAAGAAGAGUCAGCAGAUCUCCACCCCGACUCCUGUUCCAAGCUGCGGGCGCUCGCCCUCGACCAGACGGACGAAGAAGGCCGCUGUGCUGUCACCGAUCCUCCCCUCCUCACCGCCGGCCCAGUCUCACACACAACAACCUGCUGCGGAUCCAGAGGACACGGUGUGGUCUCAAAAAGUGCGGCGCUCCUACAGUAGACUCAGCGACCAGUCCCUCCAUAGCCCCGACUCUCGGGAGAACCUGUUCGGCUUUGGGAAGCUGAAAACACCCGAGGUGGGCCCGAGAGCUCUGCGGCCCAAGACGGGUCUGGAGGUGUCCUCGGGGUCCUUGUGUGGCCUGAACUCAUUCACGUCACUGCUAGAGGCGGACGACCGUGGCUCAGCUUUGCCCGAGCACGAUCCACACAUCCCCGGGGUGGCUCUGGUGAAGGAGAAGAGAAGCAGGCGGAAGAAGGUCCAGCAGAUCGGCACCACGGAGCUGGACGCACUGGCUGCAGAGAUGAACGCAGAGUUUGAAGAGGCAGAGGAGUUUGAGCUACUUGUGGAGUAAAUAAUGGGACUGAAGGUUGAUGUUAUGGAUGUUAUUUGUGUCUGUGACAUGCUGACAAACACUGACUCUGGAAGGACAAAACCCUUCAGUGUGAAUCACUCACGUUUUUGUAUUUUUCCUGUUCUAGAUAUAAUGUACAUUUUAAUGCUUUGGUGAUUCGUAUGUUUUCAUUUAAAUGUUCUUAUUUUGCAGUAUAUGAAAAAGUAAAACCCUAAAGCGUGUUCUUAGUUUGGGUUGUUUUUGGCAUAUUAAACAGAUUUAGUUUACUGUGAUCAAAUAUUUUAUAUUUUAGUUUGGCAAAAGGAAAUUGCACUUUGAAAUUGCAAGUUUUCAUAAGUGUUUUGACUAUUAAUUGUUCAGUCUCAAACUUGGAGCGUAGACACAUGGGCCUCGUUUGACAGCUUAAUCUAGAUGAUCGCACAUGGAAGUAUUGGUUUGGAAACCUCCAAACACUGUUUGCGGGAUGGGGAGACAUGUGGAUCAUCUCUGUAUUCAUAGUAUUUAUAUCAGUGGACAACAACUGAAACGUAAACAGUAGUUUAGAUACUACCCUUAUGUUUUGCACCCAUCGAUGUGGUUCUUACUUGUUAUGCUUCAUCAUCAUUAAAGACAACAUUUUUUUUGAAUUUGUUGCCUGUAAAUAUAAAUAUAUACAGUUAAGCCAAGAAGUCACAUGAACUGGAUUAAGGAUUAGAGGUUAAAUUAAAAAAUUUAAUUUUCAGUGCUGGCCAUAAUGACAAUGUUAAGUCAACCAUUAAAAUAAUACAGCUGUGGUUAAAAUUACAAUCUUUAAAAAUAAACCUUUUUUUUUCGGGGGUCAGUAAAAAAUGUUUGAC
Pungitius pungitius (ninespine stickleback) is the source of this 1634-nucleotide messenger RNA. It is a transcript of the gene cdca5, whose product is annotated as cell division cycle associated 5. Gene Ontology annotation, cellular component: nucleus. The transcript has a single exon. The record is from RefSeq and is a predicted model, not a curated record. Gene Ontology annotation, biological process: positive regulation of exit from mitosis; double-strand break repair; mitotic metaphase chromosome alignment. Bases 1 to 798 code for a protein of 265 amino acids. NCBI's taxonomy places the organism in Eukaryota, Metazoa, Chordata, Actinopteri, Perciformes, Gasterosteidae.